Podospora bellae-mahoneyi is the source of this 309-nucleotide messenger RNA. RefSeq lists its product as uncharacterized. The record is from RefSeq and is a predicted model, not a curated record. Lineage: Eukaryota; Fungi; Ascomycota; Sordariomycetes; Sordariales; Podosporaceae. The coding region runs from base 1 to 309 and encodes 102 amino acids. The transcript has 3 exons.
AUGACCUCUCACCAUGUCAACAACAACCUCUAUACGUGUGGCUCUUUAGCAUCGAGGCUGAAUGCCACUGCCUUUCCUCCGAACCGCGAGAGCAGCAGUCCUUCAGACUCUUUCAGACGAGACAUCUUCUACCCCGACGACUCCAGCGUCUCCAACGAGCUACCCCUUGCUUCCCUCCACCUUCUCUGCCUCGUCUCUGUUCAGCAUAACAGCAGCAUCGAUCAAAGAUUCACCCAUACGCAUUCCGACUCGCUGGCUGAUCUCUAUCCCGUUCUCAUCUUUUCCGAACCUACGCUUGGCUUUCACUAG